Molecule: messenger RNA, 2967 nt
Organism: Closterium sp. Yama58-4
Lineage: Eukaryota; Viridiplantae; Streptophyta; Zygnematophyceae; Desmidiales; Closteriaceae
Source: the annotation of a GenBank genome assembly
AUGUCCUCCGCCAUAGCGUGCCCGUGGAGUCCCCACAUGGACCAACACCAGCACAACCAGCAGCACAACCAGGAACUCUUGCACCCAGAUCAGCAGCAGUUCCGCCUUUCCCCAGCCCACAUAUCCUCUCCCACGAGCGAAAGCCCGUUCACGUGGCCGUUACCUCCCGCGUUAGAUUUACCGUCCACUGACGAGUUUCUUCCCGACGAGGCUUCUCCGUGCUGGAUUUGGGCUCAGCAGCAGCCAUCAAUCCCCGCCGCAGUUUCCGCCGCAACGGCCUCUGCCGCGCAGUCGGGCUCAGCGCCAGCCAUGGCGACUGCAGUGGCGACACAAGCCACGUGGGAGACCACUCCCGCCGCCAACUGCGGCGCAGCUAAUGGAUUCCGACCUACCGCAGACGCUGCCGUGCCCGCCGCCUCCGCCUCCCACUGCGCUUCUUCCGGAGUAAGCUUCCCCGCAACUCCCGCUUCCCCCUCGUCCGCAUCCGCUCCUGCCGCCACCACUACCCUUCCGCCACCCGCUUCCGCCGCCUCCGCCGCCCCCGCGCCGUCUCCGCCGUCCCUCCCCGUGGCGCAACUGGAAGAGCUCCUUCUCGACGACUGCGGAGUCCUCGAGAUCUCCAUUCCCCAGCGCCGCUUCCCCUCAUCCUUCCCCCCAUCCUUCCUCUCAUCCGCGGCGACGGGAAGCCUCGCGUCAACCCUCCCCACCGCGGGGACCCUCCCCUCCGCGGGGAUCCUCCCCUCCGCGGGGACCCCCUCCGCCGCAACUCCCGCGGAUCUGCGCGAGCAGGGGUUGAACCUCUUCGCCAGCCUCCUUCCGCUUCUCUACACUCCGCGCUGCGCCGCCACCGCCGCCAUCGCCGCUUCCCCCGCCGGGGAGAAGCUCAAGCGCGCGCUCGCGUCGUCUCCGGCGGCUGCCGGUAUGUUCGAGGCUUUCGCCAACCGGCCGCAGCCGUCCCCCGCGCCGCUCGCGUCGCCGAUGCUGUUUGAGCAGUUUCAGCAGCAGAUGCAGCAAUGGCCCGCGCCGCAGGUGGAGCAACAGGAGCAGUCCGAGCCGCAGGUGUCGGAGUCGAUCGCCGCGCCGCAGACGGAAGAGGAUAUGGACGAAGCGCUCCCGGAAAUCGAGAGCCCGAACAGCGUCGACGUGACCUCGCCGCACCGCGACUUUGACGACGGCGGCCUUGACGAGCCGCCGACUUCCGCCGCCGCCGCUACCGGCCCUGCCGCCGCUGUCCCCGCUCCGGCCUCCGUCGCUCCCAUCCCGUUCGCCACGGCCAAUCCGACCGUUGAGGAGAACGCUGUCGUUUCCGCCUCUGUCCCUCUCGACGCUCCCGCCGCUACAAUCGCCGCGAAACUGGAACCGGUUUCCACGGAGGAGGCGGGAACAGCGGCGGCUUCCCCGGCGGCGCCUGCCGCGGAGCCGCUGGAUGACGGUUACUUUUGGCGCAAGUACGGGCAGAAAGCGGCGAAGGGCGCGGCGUAUCCGCGCGCGUAUUUCCGCUGCGCCGUUCCCCGCUGCCCGGCUAAAAAGACGGUCGAGCGUUCGUCCGAAGACGGCAGCACGAUGGAAAUCGUUUACCGCGAGGAGCACAACCAUCCACGUGGCACUCUCCCCGGCCGCCGCGCGUCCCCCGCGUCGCAGGGCGGGGCGGGAGGGGCGCGCGUUUUAGUGACUGAGGAUAUGGGCGGGUUUGGCAGCGGCGGGAGCGGAAUCCCGCCUUCCCCGGUCAAGGCGCAUCAGGCGCAGCCACAGCAGCAGCAGCAGCAGCAGCAGCAACAGGCGCAGACCCAGGUUCCUUCCGCCGCUUCCCCCGCCUUCCCCGCGUCCGCGGAUCCCGCCGCCGCAUCCGCCGCAGCGGGGCUCGCGCUGCUGGAAAUGUAUUCCCCCGCCGAUCUCGCGGCCGCUGCUGUAAACGCCACCGCUGUUGUUACCGCCGCGACCGCCGCUGCUGAGGUGGCGCGCGGGCAUAUGAUCCGAUCCGCGUCGGACAAGGGAGCUCCGGAAGCAGCGGCAGGUUUGGCAGCAGGCUCGGCAGACGCUGGCGCGGUUCUUUUCCGGUCCGUAUCGGCUCCUAAGGAGGAGUGCGAUGAUCAAUCCUCCUCCGGGAAUACCGGCGGAAUUGCAGGAUUCUCUAGCGGUGCCCUUGCUGCUGUAGCUGCUCUCACGCGCGGGUCGGCCUUAGCCGUCGAACCGUCAAGUUGCAGCACGGGAAGCGCCGGUAGCACGGGUAGCCGUCAAAAGCGCCGGUCGAUGGAAGAAAUUGACACCACGUUCAGCCCAUCUUCCCCGAGCCUUCACUCUGCGAAAGGUAACUUUUCCGGAAGCAUUUCGCCUGCUGGGGGGAACGGCGGCCGGGGAAAAAGGAUGCGCACUGGGGGUGGCUCUGGCGGUAGGGGCAGCGGGGGGCGCGGAAGCGGAAGCGGAAGCGGGGGAGGAAACGCGGACGGACAGACGGUUACGAUGACGGUCGUGCAGGUGGAGGGAACCGGCCGGGAUGUGGUUGGCGACGUGGAGGAUGGUUACCGCUGGCGAAAGUACGGUCAGAAGGCGAUAAAAGCGAGUCCUUACGAAAGAAGUUAUUUCAGGUGUAGCAAGGAUGGUUGCGGAGCGAGGAGGGUUAUUGAACGCUGCCCGGAACAACCUGAAGAUGAGAGUGUAGCUGCGACUCACACGAAUCUGCUCGUGACUUAUAUCGGGGUGCAUUCCCACGCGCGGCCGUUCCGAGCCAAGGUUAUCUACAAGCCUGUUCCGGACGCUUCACAGGAACCUCCCUCGGAGGAGAAACCCUCUGCUGACGUGGCUCAAACGGAUCUGACCGAGGCUGAAGCAGGGGGAAAAGCCGACGCGAAUGCAAAUGCCACGUGGGCUGCUGGUGGUUCGGGCGCUGCUGCAGACAUGCAGAUGGCGAUGCCACAUCUCAGGGAUUUGAAGAUCGAAGAUUUUGGUGACCUUCCUACGCUGUGGUGA